UUCUUCACUAAUUACAAACGUGAAGAAUUAACAAAUUUGCAAUCCGUUCUCAAGCACUCUCAAGGACCACCUAGGGUGCGAAUCUGUACAGCUCUCCGCUUUCCAGUCCUCUUGUCCAGCAGAAUGGCGUGCACUGUAGCAAUUGCCUUUUCAGGCCCUGCUGCCCUUACUAUUGGUGCUUUAGUCUUUCGUCCAGAAGCGGCUGCUUCUGUCGCAAGCUCCGCCGUCCUGCCAAAGUCAUUUUGGGGCCUUCCCGUGCAUGCUGCCCCAGUGCCAAUUCAUACCCGAAAGCUCGCAGUCCAGGCACAAUGUGUGGGCAGCUUCUCAGAAGCAAGGGCAGUGGGCUGCCAAUGUGGGCCUGAGUGCCCCCGGCGAGAUUUCCUCCUCGGCCUCGCCCUAGCCAGCGCAGCAUUGGCUCAGCCAGCUGAGGCAGCAGCUGCAAAGGUGGCAGUUGCCAAAUUGGUUCCUACAAAGGGAAGCACGGCUUUUGGUGAAGUUACAUUCACAGAGUCGUCGGGCUUCUUUGGUGGCAGGAAAGUGAAGGUGGACGUCAAUAUUGGGGGUCUCUCCCCUGGUAUGCAUGGAUUCCACAUUCAUGAGAUUGGCGAUGUCACAUGCGAUGACGGCCUGUGCACGGGGGGGCACUACAACCCCAGCAAGAAGCCCCACGGGGCGCCUGGCAGCGAGGAGCGGCAUGUGGGCGAUCUGGGGAACAUUCGGGCUGACAACGAUGGCAAGGUCCAGACCACGCUGGAGGACGUUGUCAUCAGCUUAGACGGGCCCAGCUCGAUUGUGGGACACUCGGUGGUCGUCCAUUUUGGUCAGGACGAUCUGGAGUCUCAGCCAUCAGGAAACGCCGGAGGUCGAGCAGCGUAUGCAACAGUGAGGCUGGUUUAGCUAAGCAGAGACCCGCAGGUAAAUACUGGGCUUGGUGAACGUAAGACAGGUUAGGAGGUUGCUUCGGACCUCGAGGGAAGAUCAAUCGAGUCGUUUUGCACUCUGUUGACUCGAUCGGUUGAGCGUCGAGACGGACAAGCAUGUGUCUGUCUUUUCGCAAGCAAGGAAUCGAAGUGAAGCGGCCUCGCUGGCAUUCAGAGGAGAGAAAGUUCAAAUCCUGCAGAAGAAACACGACGGUCGACCCAAAUCGUUGCAAAAAUCAAAGGAGUUGAGAGCGAAUGAUGUUGCUUAAGCAUUCCCUUAGGAGUACAUGAUCACAGCUACCGAGACUUUGAUAGUAAAGUGUACCAUAUAGAUGUGACAGUGAGCUGUCCGCGGGACGUGAAUUUUGUCGAUUGUUAUAAGCCGGGAAUGAACAUCUAAGUCUGUAUAACGGCCGAGAUGUAUGCAUCUAACGGCAAAUCAUCCAGUCGGCCGCGGCUCGAC
Molecule: messenger RNA, 1383 nt
Organism: Klebsormidium nitens
Lineage: Eukaryota; Viridiplantae; Streptophyta; Klebsormidiophyceae; Klebsormidiales; Klebsormidiaceae
Source: the annotation of a GenBank genome assembly